Messenger RNA from Lolium perenne, 863 nucleotides. RefSeq lists its product as uncharacterized. The record is from RefSeq and is a predicted model, not a curated record. Lineage: Eukaryota; Viridiplantae; Streptophyta; Magnoliopsida; Poales; Poaceae.
CCACACGAACCUCACUUGCAUAUCUCACAACACACCAAGCAGCAUACGCCUCCACCAGCACACAGCUGAUAUUAACAGCUCGAUCGGCCAGCUCCAGUCCACCUUCUAGCUAGCCGGGACAGCACCACCGUCGACGAUGGCCUCCCUCACCGUCUCCAAGGCGACACCGGCGGCGGCCGGCAACACCACCGCCAACAAGGAGCGGGAGGGCGCGGAGAUCGUCACCGGGGCGGAGGCGUGCUACGCGCACUCCAAGGAGAUGCUCAAGGGGCUGGGGUUCCCGGGCGGCGUGAUGCCGAUGCGCGGGCUCGAGGAGUGCGGGCUGGUGCGGGAGACCGGCUACGUGUGGAUGCGGCAGGAGAAGGGGAAAGCCUACGAGCACUACUUCCGCGGCACGGGCACCCGGGUGCGCUACGACGCCGAGGUGACGGCGUACGUGGAGGAAGGGCGCAUGAAGAAGAUGACCGGGGUCCGGAGCAAGCAGAUGCUGAUGUGGGUGCCCAUCGUCGAGAUGAGCCUCGUCGACGGCGGCGAGAGGGUCUACUUCAAGUCCAGCGUCGGCAUCGGCCGUUCCUUCCCGGCCGCUGCCUUCGCCGAUGAGGACGAGGACGCCGCCGUCGACGAAAAAGCCGCGCCGGCGGCCGCGCCCGUUCCCGUGCCCGCGCCGGAGGCUGCUGACGCCAACGACGAAAAGUGAUCGAUAUGUACGCGACCGUGUAAGCGAGAGUGAUCGCCGGUGCAUAUCGAUGCAUCUCAUGCUCAUGCCUGGAUGCAUGUAUCUAUUUUUAUUCUGUGAGUUUGCUUGUAUUAUUUUCAAUUGUUACCACGAUGGCUACGUGAAUAAAUCGAGCAAGUCUUUGUCA